UGGCAAAUAAAUUCAAAUUCCCAAUUUUCCAUGCUUGCAGCAAGUAACAAUAGUUCAAGGCAGGGUCUGAUUUUCUUGACGCCUUUCUUCUUUCAAUUGCCUCCAUCAUUUUCUCACUCUAGGGUUUAACAAAAGGGGUUUUUUCUUUCUCAAUCCUUACCCAAAUGUCUCUACUGAAGCCCUAAUUUUUCGUCUCAAGGAAAACAAACAAUGUCGUCCUUUUUCUCAACUCCACAGCCCCAACAACCUCAGCCAUUGUUUCAACCCCAACAACAGCAACAGCCCUUCCAGCAAAGCAGCCCAUUAUUCCAGCCCCAACAACAGCAGCAGCAACAACAGUUGCAAUUUCCACAACAACAGCAGCAGCUUCAACAACAACAGCAACAGCAACAGCCACAGCAGCAACUUUUUCUUUUCACUAAUGACAAGACUCCUGCUAGUUACAGCACCAAAUGGGCUGAUCUGCACCCGGAUUCUCAAAAACUUCUGCUUCAAAUUGAGGAAAGGAUUUUGGAGUACAGGGAUGAGAGCCAGAGGUUAGAUCAAUGUAGUCGCCUUUAUGAUUCUUCGGUUUCCAAUGAAGGGUUUGAGCUUGAUGCCAGCCACAUUGUUCAGGAACUUGGAGGAGUCAGGACUGCCAUGGAGCAGCAGAAAGCUUUGCUGCAGGAGUUGAUGGCUACUGUGAAAGAUAUGUUAAGGAAUACAGAGGUUGCCGUUCGUUCAUUCAUGAUGCUUCGUCCCCGGUUCCUUCAUUCAAACAUAGCAGGUGCUUCAAAUACCACUGCACCAUCCCAGGCUCCAGGGGCAACAACAACACCAGGUUCUAGUGCUCAACCUAGUGCUGCAUCCAUUCUACCAGUUUUUGAUUUUUACCAUGGGCUUCCAAAGAAGCCUUCUCUAUUUCUACAGCAUACAAUUGCUAGAUUUGAGAAGUAUUUGGGUGAGUGUCGCCAGUGGAUUGAAGAGUUGGAACAACUGCUCCUUUUCAAUUCUGACAGAAACUCUAUCAAUCACACAUCCUCAUUGUUGCAAUCUCUUCCAAAAGUCAUGUCCAAUGUUCAUGACUUUUUUGUUCAUGUGGCUGCCAAGGUGGAGAGCAUUCAUCAAUAUAUUGAAUCAAUGAAAACAGCAUAUCUUGCUGAUCAGCGCCGCAGAGGAGAUGUUAAUGAUCCUUUUCUUGAAGCUGAUCGGAGAGAAACUGCCAAGCAAGAAGCCGCGGCUAAGAGGGUACAUCCAACUUUGCAUUUACCUGCAAAUUCACAGCCAUCAACUCAGGUUGCUGGGUUGUUUGCCAGCUCAGCAAAUCCUGGAGCAGCUUCUGCCCCACAGACAUCUGCUGCAACAGCAUCAGCUUCUUCUGGAGGGGGAUUGUCUCUUUUUAGUACACCAUCUUCGACUCCUGCUUCUUCCAUGUCAUCUUCUCUGUUUGCAACUCCAACCUCAGGUGCUUCCAUUCAGACAUCACUUUUCAGUUCCUCAUCAGGAUCGUUUUUAGGAUCUGCAUCCACUCCCUCUCUGUUUUCUAGUUCUACACCAGCUUUUUCUACUGCAUCUGCUGGAGGCUCACUUUUUUCGACACCAUUUGCUUCUGGUGCUGCAACAGGGUCUGGUGCUAGCUUUGGGGCUGCAUCUAAAUCAUCGAGGCCAAAAUCUCGAACUGCCCGACGUUAGUCAUGGUAGCUUGAAUGUGGAAUCCUGAAGCAACUUGCUGUCUACUCAAAUGAUUCGUUGCACAUAAAAGGAGCCACACAUUUCGUUUUGACAGUGUCUUUGAACGUGAAAUUGCUUAAAGUUCAGUGUCUUUAGCUCUGGAGUUGAAGGAACCCUGUAGUUUUUUUGGUGAAGUCCAGGAAAACAAGAUGUUAGCUUUGGUGAAACAUACUAAUCCCAUUUUCUUUGCAGCUUGAUGAAGGUGCUACAAGAUCCUUGUUACUGUAACAUUGUAGGUCGGAUUUUUUCUUGAGAAAUAAGAUAGGAAAAGCAUAAUUAUCUUUUAUCAA
Theobroma cacao (cacao) is the source of this 2000-nucleotide messenger RNA. Its product is annotated as hydroxyproline-rich glycoprotein family protein. Gene Ontology annotation, biological process: nucleocytoplasmic transport. Gene Ontology annotation, molecular function: structural constituent of nuclear pore. The record is from RefSeq and is a predicted model, not a curated record. Lineage: Eukaryota; Viridiplantae; Streptophyta; Magnoliopsida; Malvales; Malvaceae. Gene Ontology annotation, cellular component: nuclear pore.